Molecule: messenger RNA, 1260 nt
Organism: Aspergillus ochraceoroseus IBT 24754
Lineage: Eukaryota; Fungi; Ascomycota; Eurotiomycetes; Eurotiales; Aspergillaceae
Exons: 2
Coding region: 1-1260 (419 amino acids)
Biological process (GO): protein phosphorylation; regulation of mRNA processing; spliceosomal complex assembly
Molecular function (GO): protein kinase activity; ATP binding
Source: RefSeq, a predicted model, not a curated record
AUGGUCGAGAAACAUCGCAUUGAAUACAACUGGAUCAAGGGUGUGGAAACACUCGAAGAAUAUCAGCCUGGGGGUUAUCAUCCGAUCAUGGUCGGGGAUGUGCUACAUGGCCGAUAUUACAUUGCCGACAAACUUGGCUUUGGGGGCUAUUCGACGGUUUGGCUUGCCCAAGAUACUCAUCUAAAGCGAUAUGUUGCUGUCAAGGUCAACAUAGCAGACUCGUGUCCGCGCGAGACGAAAGCCCUCAAGGCUUUGUCUGCUCCGCUCCCGUCGUCUUCGCCUACACACCCUGGGCAUUGUUUAGUACCUGCUCUCCUGGAUGAAUUCCAAGUGCAAGGUCCUAAUGGAAAACAUACAUGCUACACGGUGACCCCUGCACAAUGCAACCUCAGAGAAAUAUCCUUCAGCCGUCUCUUCCCCCUCGAAGUGGCUCGAGCACUAUCAUAUGGACUUGCGCAGGCCGUUGCCUAUACACAUUCGCAAGGCUAUGUUCAUGGAGAUAUUCAUUUAAGCAACAUUUUGGUCAAGCUCCCGUCAAGUUUCGAUGACCUUUCUAUCCAGCAAUUAUAUGAAAAAUACGGCGAACCUGAGACAAUCCCCGUCACACGAUGCGGUGGGAAACCAUUACCCCCUAAUGCCCCAGCCGAGGCAGUUGUACCGCUGUUCCUAGGGAAAUACGCAGAGAAGUUCUCUUUAUCCGACGCGCACCCACUUCUAAGUGACUUUGGUGAGGCAUUUUCCCCCGCUUCGGAGGCUCGUCUUGGGCAAGACUGCCAUACGCCACCUGCGUUUCGAGCUCCAGAAGCCAAAUUCGAAUCGCAGACCCCGCUCUCAUAUCCCUCGGACAUCUGGAGUCUGGCUACGGCAAUCUGGGAGAUCAUCGGAAUGAAGGCCGUUUUUAGCACCGAUUUUGUGCAUGAGGAUGAGAUAGUGUCUCAGCAUAUCGAUGUACUGGGACCUAUGCCUCUAGAUUGGUGGCAGCGCUGGGAAGGACGACCUGAAUAUUUCGAUGAGUAUGGGUGUCCAAUAGAGUCCUACAGGGAAAAUAGAUGGCCUUCGCUUGAGGAGUCAUUUGAGAUCGGUGUACAGAAAUGGAGACGGAAGUUAGGAGACGGGAUUGAGGAAGACGAGAAAGCUGCAUUUCUAGAUUUGAUCCGCCGGAUGCUGUCAUUCCGACCGGAAGAGCGACCGACUGCUGAAGAGGUACUAAAAUCGGAGUGGAUGGUCAAAUGGGCAUUGCCUGAUUACGAGCGGAGCUAA